This is a messenger RNA of Protobothrops mucrosquamatus (brown spotted pit viper), 3434 nucleotides long. It is a transcript of the gene DHX29, whose product is annotated as DExH-box helicase 29. NCBI's taxonomy places the organism in Eukaryota, Metazoa, Chordata, Lepidosauria, Squamata, Viperidae. The annotation marks the transcript as partial. Gene Ontology annotation, cellular component: intracellular anatomical structure. Gene Ontology annotation, molecular function: RNA binding; ATP binding. The record is from RefSeq and is a predicted model, not a curated record. The transcript has 22 exons.
AUGGGCGGCAAGAACAAGAAGCACAAGGGCGGCAGCGGCGCGGCAGGAGCGGGCGCUGUGCAUCCCGCUGCGGUAGCAGCAGCCCGGGCUAAAGUGGUGGGCGCCGCCGCGGCUGAAUCGGGAGCCGCCGGAGAAGCUGCCUGCAAAAGAUCUCUGGUGCCCCGACCGAGCCCUGCCGGGAAGGACCUGCGUGUCAAGCAAGGUCCAAAAACAUAUAGCUUUGGUUCUGCAGUUGACUCCAGUGCAAGUACAGAUGAGUCUAUUCUUAAGGUUAUAAUUAAUAGUAAUUUGGAAAAAAGAAUUAUUGCCAUAAUCAAUGAGCAUAAGAAACAAACUGGUGAAAAAGGAAUGAUUUCUAGAAGACUAACUGCUAAAAAAUUACAGGAUGUAUACUUGGCUUUGCAAGGAUUUUCUUUCAAGACUGAAGAUAUUGAAGAAGCUAUGAAUAAUACUAUCUUGUAUGGUGGCGAUCUACAUUCUGCACUUGACUGGCUGUGUUUAAACCUAUCUGAUGAUGCAUUGCCUGAAGGUUUCAGUCAGCAAUUUGGUGAAGAACAACAAAAAACUAGGGCUAAAUUUCAUUCUCCUUUGCCAAAAUCUGAAACUCCUCAGGUGCUAAACAAUAAAAGGAAGGAAGAUGAUGAUGAUGAGAAAAAGGUAACCACAGAAAAACAAAAAAGUAUCAGUAUGAAGGAACGAAUCUUGUUGUAUGCAGAGCAGCAGAGGGCUGAGGAAGAAAAUGAGUCUCUGAAAAAUUCAGAGGAAGAAGAAUUUGACCCAAAUGAAAGAUAUUUACAUUUGGCUGAGAAGCUUGUGGAAAAGAGAGAACUAGCAAGAUCCUCUAAAGAAGAAAAAAACAAGCAGGGUCAAAAGAUGGCGCAAGAAAAAAUAAGACGUAUUCAACAAGAAAUGGCAACAUUGGAAGACCACCCUGUGUUCAAUCCCAAUAUAAAAGUCAUAGACCAGCCAAGUGAAAAGAAAAAGAAUCCUGUAUUUCUUGAAAAAGGUGGAGCCUUGAAUUUGAACAUGCUUGAGAAAUUACAAAAUCCUCCUCCAGAAGAACAAAAAGUGAAAAAGAAAGAUCCUCAGGUUGUAAGGAAUUUUGAUUAUACAGCUCGAAGCUGGACUGGAAAAUCUCCCAAACAGUUCUUGAUUGACUGGUGCAGAAAGCAUUAUCCCAAGUCCCCAAAUCCUUCUUUUGAAAAAGUUCCAUCAGGAAGAUAUUGGAAAAGUAGGGUAAGAGUUAUCAAGUCAGCUGAAGAUACAUUGGUGGUGUGUCCCACAAUCGUUACAGAAGAUAGUAUGCAGGCUCAACAUCUGGCUGCUACGUUAGCUCUGUAUCAUUUGACAAAAGGGCAGUCGGUGCAUCAGUUACUUCCUCCUACAUACAGAGAUGUUUGGUUAGAAUGGACUGAUACUGAAAAGAAAAAAGAAGACGAAAACAAGAUGGAAACCAACAAGCCUCGUGACCAGUUCAUUGCCAGACUGCUGAACAAGCUGAAGCAGCAGCAGCCGCCACAACAGCAAUUUGAAGGCAAGGCCAAACUUUCAGAAGAUGCAGAAGAUUCUUGGGAGAACUUAAUUUCUGAAGAGGACUUUAAUGGGCUUUCUCUUGAGACCUCAUUUACAGAUGACUUAGAACCUGUGAGAGCUCUCUUUAAAAAACAACAGAAUUCUUCCAGAUACCAAAGACUUCUAAAGGAGAGAGAGCAACUACCUGUGUUUAAAUAUAAACAUACCCUUAUAGAAACAUUAAAAAAGCAUCGAGUUGUGGUUGUGGCUGGGGAAACAGGUAGUGGUAAAAGCACUCAAGUUCCACAUUUCUUGUUAGAAGAUUUGCUACAUAAUGAACGAAAUUUGAAUAAAUGCAAUAUUGUUUGCACCCAACCACGGAGGAUCUCAGCAGUGAGCUUGGCAACUAGAGUUUGUGAAGAACUGGGCUGUGAAAAUGGACCUGGUGGAAGAAAUUCCUUGUGUGGCUAUCAAAUCCGUAUGGAAUCGCGAACAGGAGAGGCCACUAGACUGCUCUACUGUACAACUGGAGUUCUUCUCCGGAAAUUGCAAGAAGAUGUUCUUCUUUCUAAUGUGUCUCAUGUUAUUGUAGAUGAGGUUCACGAAAGAAGUGUUCAAUCAGAUUUCUUGCUAAUUAUCUUGAGGGAAAUCUUGCACAAGCGUUCAGAUCUCCAUCUCAUUUUGAUGAGUGCCACAGUUGAUAGUGAAAAAUUCUCCAGUUAUUUCACUCACUGUCCCAUACUAAGAAUUUCAGGAAGGAGUUACCCUGUAGAGGUUUUUCAUGUUGAAGAUGUAAUAGAGGAAACUGGCUUUGUUCUGGAAAAAGAUUCUGAAUAUUGUCAGAAAUUUUUGGAAGAAGAGGAGGAAAUAACAGUUAAUGUUACUAGCAAAGGAGGAGGAAUAACAAAAUAUCAGGAAAGUGUUCCAGUUCAGGCUGCAUCUGGUAUUGAGCUAGGACCAUAUUACCAAAAAUACAGCAGUCGAACUCGGGAAGCCAUAUACUGUAUGAAUCCCUACAAGAUCAACUUUGACCUCAUACUGGAGUUACUUGCAUUUUUAGACAAAAGUCCCCAAUUCAAAAAUAUGGAAGGAGCCGUCUUGAUCUUUCUGCCAGGCCUUGCACAUAUACAGCAGUUGUAUGAUCUCAUUUUGACUGACAGAAGAUUUGAUCUAAGACAGAGGCACCAGUUAAUAGCAUUGCAUUCUAUUCUGUCUACUAAAGAGCAAGCAUCUGCAUUUACAUUGCCUCCUUUUGGUGUUAGAAAGAUUGUUUUGGCCACCAAUAUAGCUGAAACAGGUAUUACUAUACCUGAUGUUGUUUUUGUAAUUGAUGCUGGAAGAACAAAGGAAAACAGGUACCAUGAAAGUAGUCAGAUGAGCUCAUUGGAAGAGACUUUUGUCAGUAAAGCUAGUGCACUACAACGUCAGGGGCGAGCAGGGCGUGUCAGAGAUGGAUUUUGCUUUCGACUAUAUACCCGAGACAGAUUUGAAAGUUUUCUAGAAUAUUCUGUUCCAGAAAUAUUGCGAGUUCCCUUGGAAGAACUGUGUCUUCACAUCAUGAAAUGCAAUCUUGGUUCUCCUGAAGAAUUCCUCUCCAAGGCAUUAGACCCACCUCAGUCUCAAAUUGUUGCCAAAGCUAUGUAUCUUCUAAGGAAAAUUGGGGCUUGUGAAUUAAGUGAGCCCAAACUGACUCCUCUAGGCCAACAUCUUGCAGCCUUGCCAGUAAAUGUAAAGAUUGGUAAAAUGCUUAUAUUUGGUGCUAUUUUUGGCUGCUUGGAUCCAGUGGCAACUCUUGCAGCUGUAAUGACUGAAAAGUCUCCAUUUACUACCCCAAUUGGAAGAAAAGAUGAAGCAGACCUGGCAAAAUCUUUUUUGGCAUUGGCCAAUUCAGACCAUUUGACAAUUUACAAGGCAUAUCUGGG